Molecule: messenger RNA, 900 nt
Organism: Rubroshorea leprosula
Lineage: Eukaryota; Viridiplantae; Streptophyta; Magnoliopsida; Malvales; Dipterocarpaceae
Source: the annotation of a GenBank genome assembly
AAUUUGUUAAAACUUAAUGUUUUGCUUAUCACGCCCUGCUUUGCAUGUGACCUGGAUUUUUUUUUUUUUUCUGAGAUGGAUGCUUUGUUGCAUGCUUCAGCAGAGUAACUUUGACUUGGGAAAAUCAAAACCCGAGAAGGAGAAUCGAAGAUGGAAAAAGGAGAACAAGCAGCGAAUUGGAGCGAGGGGGUGGAGGAUCUGGUUGCGUCAGGAGACAUGCAGAGUGCUCUCUCCUUCCUCGAGAACCUAAUUUCCAAACUCCAAGUCCCUGAUGACUCUGCCAAAAUGACGGCGUUGGAUCUCCAAUUGGCUUCCACUCUCUGCGACUUGGCCAAUCUUUACUCCUUUAUAGGCUUCUCUCUCAAGUCUGACGAGUUACACACUCACGCAUCUCUCAUCAGAGAACGCUCUCAGUCUUCUUGUGAGAUAAAGAAUGAUUCGAAGGAAGAUUACUUGUUGUGCCCAAGCAUUGGCAUACUCUGUAGAUGCUGCUCCUCUGUUGCCUGAGCUGAAAUUAUCAAUGUACCGAACAUAGUGUUGCUCCAAAGAACAGUGGUUCCGCCAAAUGUGACACAAACACCCUCCUCCGUCUUCCAUCUCUUGCAAAACCGGACCUCAUCAAUUAGAUAAAAAUGCAUAUCAAACAAUGUCCAAGGAGAAGAGAUGUAUUCUAAUCUUUUGCCUGAUGAUUAAGAGUUGAACUCGAUGAAUUAGUUUAAUUUGUGGCUAAUUUUUGGGCGAUCUUUGAAGGGAGGAGCUGAAUUGAAGAAAGAUUGGAUUUGGUCGUCGGUGUUAUUAAUUCAUUAAAAUGGAAUCCAUUUUCAACUCCUUGCUGGAUUCAAAAGGAAACCCUACCCUAGCCAUUGAAAAAUAAACUGGAAAUAAAACAAGAGACUUGAA